CCACACCGGUUUCGGGGCAGAACCAUACUGCAAUUUCGACUUUCAGAGGAGUGUUCGGCCAUCGGAAAACAGUUAUAGUGUACAUGCAUGUGUUAAUAAGGUUCAGGAACGUUGACGAUUAGAAUUGGGGUCAGAUUUACAGUUCUCGCGUCGCCCAGAGGUUCGGUGUGUCGUUUGGGAUAACAUCGCCGAGAUUUCUUUCCCUGUUCCACUUUCAGCGGUGGAGGCCCGUUGAAUAAUAAAACCCUUUGCCUCGGUUAUAGAGGGCAUGAGGUUGACCGUCGGGAACGGCGAGCGACUAUUCAUUCAUAUAUAAACACUCCUUCUUCGGGAAUUCGGAUAUUAUUUGGGUACCCACUACUCUGGCUAACGCGAUAUACGGUUGUGGGGGAUGGUACGGGUUACGGUUUUCAUUCUGCGGUUUUACGCCACUGCCACAGGCAUCCCGCAAGCGGUAAAUGUUCUAUUUCCACCAAGACCGAGGGCCCGGUGGAGCAAAUGGCCGUAUACAACCAAUUUAGGAGAGGGAAGACCUUAUCCCGGCCUUGCAUUGGUAGUGCGGAACUUAUCUUUCUUUCUGAUUUAGGGAAGAGGGAGGGUUAGGUUAUGAUAGAGGGGUAUUUGGCGGCGACAGGGGGUUUCUCGGGUCUAUUUUUCCGCUCCAGUACCAGCAUAUUGGUGUCUCAGAUCCGUGUGUGGGGUGGACAAAGUAUCGGUAUAUCAAGUUACUUGUACCGCUUCUCACUCUAGUACUCCCGGCAAGGAUUGAGUGUGGGUGCUGGUGGCUUGAUGCUGCGGUGGAGUGCGGCAGAUGGAAGAUCCUCAUCGGAUCGGGAUUGUUCGAAGAGGUUGAAUCAAGCUCUGGUGGGUAAAGGAGGGGAGGGGGGGGGUGGGUCCACACGGGGGAUCCAAUGGAAUAAGGCGGCUAGGGUUAGGAUGCCAACCAUGCAUUACCCAGUCGACACUAGGGUGAUCAUUUGCCCAGCCUUGGCAGAAUCCGGUGGAAUGGGGUGUGUUAUGCUUUGGGCUGUCGUCGUUGGUGGGCGGGGGUCGGAUUUGGGGUGGAAAUCGGGAAAGCGAGGAUCGGUGGUGGCACAUUCAGGUUCAACGGGCUGUUCGGGUGGUACAGGUGCUUAUUGUUAUCAGUGGAUUGCAGUCCUACCAUAGCACGUUAGGACUGCGCGCGCGGGGGGUUCUCGAAGAGAAAUUUUGGCCAAGACAGACUGGUUGGGCCUUGGAGCAACAUUCCCAAGUCAGCAGUU
Molecule: messenger RNA, 1262 nt
Organism: Tuber melanosporum (Perigord truffle)
Lineage: Eukaryota; Fungi; Ascomycota; Pezizomycetes; Pezizales; Tuberaceae
Exons: 2
Coding region: 790-1167 (125 amino acids)
Source: RefSeq, a predicted model, not a curated record